Choloepus didactylus (southern two-toed sloth) is the source of this 3357-nucleotide messenger RNA. It is a transcript of the gene SH2D2A, whose product is annotated as SH2 domain containing 2A. The record is from RefSeq and is a predicted model, not a curated record. NCBI's taxonomy places the organism in Eukaryota, Metazoa, Chordata, Mammalia, Pilosa, Megalonychidae. The transcript has 9 exons. Bases 212 to 1399 code for a protein of 395 amino acids. Gene Ontology annotation, cellular component: cytoplasm.
UGUUGCUGAGUGUGCACAGCUUUGGAGAGCACACAUAUACACCCUGCUCUGGGGGCUCCCUUCUUAGGCUGUCCCCAUGGAGUUCCCCCUGGCCCAGAUGUGCCCCCAAGCACUCUGAUGCAGGGACGAGAGCCCCACUCCAAGCCAGAGGUGAACAAGGCUGAUUGGGAGUCGCCAAGACCCUGCCCCAACCUUCAGCACUUUCCAUCCUAUGGACUUGACCAACCGCAGGAACUGCCAGGGCCUGGGCCUACCCUCGCGGCCAAGACCCCAUUCCCUGGAGGCCGAGGAGUCCCAGCCCAGCCCCAGGGCCCUGGAUGUCCACGCUGUGGCAUCUCUCCAGGCCCGGGGGGUGGCCUCCAGUCCAGGAGAUGCUGGGAAGGCUGAGGAGCUGCCUGGGGAAGGAGGCCUGUCCCUGCAGACCGAGAUUCGGGCCUGGUUCCAGAAGACCCAGGCCCACUGUCUCCUGCAGCACGGGGCAGCCCCUGCCUGGUUCCACGGCUUCAUCACCCGGAGGGAGGCCGAGAGGCUGCUGGAGACAAAGCCCCAAGGAUGCUACUUGGUGCGUUUCAGCGAGAGCGCCGUGACCUUCGUGCUGACUUACCGGAGCCGGACUUGCUGCCGCCACUUCCUGCUGGCCCAGCUCGGGGACGGACGCCACGUGGUGCUGGGCGAGGGCAGCGCCCACGAGCGGUUGCAGGACCUGCUGCGGCAUUACACCGUGUGCCCGCUCAGCCCCUACGGGGAAAAGCUCACCGAGCCCUGCGCCCGCCAGACUCCUGAGCCCCCUGGACUUUCCUUGAGGACUGAAGAAUCCCGCUCUGGAAGUGAAAGCCAGGAUCAACCCCCCCAGUAUAGUCCAAUCCUCAAGCAGGGGCAGGCUUCAUCAGCCCCACCACAGAAGGAGGCUGCACGGCAGCCAAAGGAGCCCUCCCAGCUGCCCAGACCCAAGCCUCCCAUCCCGGCCAAACCUCAGCUGCCUACCGAAGUCUACACCAGCCCUGCUCCGCGAACCCGCCCGGCUCCACCUCCCAAGCCCCCCAACCCUAUCUACCAUGAGCCUGAUGAACCCAUAGCCUUCUACGCCAUGGGCCGCGGCAGCCCUGGGGAAUCCUGCAGCAACAUUUACGCCGAGGUGGAGGUGCCCACGGCAGGGGAUGAGGGCCCGCUGCCCAUCCUCCGGCACCCCAUCCUACGGAAGUGCCGGUCCAGGCCUGUCGCAAGAGGCCAGAAUCCAGGUGACCCACAGCUGCAUUCUGAGAACUCUGCGGCUGGACAAGACCUUCCUCUACCCCACCAGUCCCCACCUCCCUGGGGGCACACCCUCCCCCACAACUUUUCUAGACUGGUGCUCCAGGAUCAAGGGCAGGCAUGGCUCCCCUUGGGGCCUCCUCAGUAGCCGGUGAGUCCAAGGUGGGGGAGGAUAACUUACCCACACCUGGGCACCCUUCUCAGGAAAUAUGGAUGAAAGACUGUAGGUGAUCUAAGCUGGAAAGGACUUCAGCCAUCAUCUGUUGCAAGAGUGGCAAAGACGUAUCACCUUGCAUGCCAACUGUGAUCCAUUGGUUGUGGCUGUCUCGAGCACGGCAUUGGAAAGGCUGUGAAGGUCAGGUCUGGACUCAGCAGGAAAGAGCACCAUGAUUGAUUAGUGAUGUCUGCCACAGGUGAGGGAGGGAGAAGCAACAGCACAUUUGUUCUUACUGUUCAAGUCCAACUCCCUCACAGAGCAGAUAAAAACACAAAGCCAGAGACGGAUAGUGACUUAGCCAAGGUCAAGCACCAGAACCCAGCUUCCUGACUCCCCUGUUUAGUGCUCUGUUUUUACCACACAUCCACUAACUUCACAGGAAACAUCAGAAAUUUCCUUAGAUAAGAAAUCUGGCUGCUUUACAGAGUGCUGCCACCUGGGGCCUGGGGUGCUGAGUCCCCUCCUCAGGAUUCCAGGCUUAGUCCUGGGCCCCCAAAAAAGCCGGGAGGUUAGAGGAGCACAUGUGAAGCCCACUUCCUCUUGGGGACACACCCACUGGUUCCUUCCUGAGGGUCCCCACAAAUCUGAUGGCUCAGUGCUUGGUGAUCCUCUAAGUUGGUGAGGAAGUGAGCCAGGAUGGCCCUGCUGGCUCCUGCUGCCCUGGCUUCUCCUGGAGUCUAAUUUCCUUGGCCCUCUGAGCCUUUGAGGCUGGGCCCUGGUCCAAUGCUGCUGUUGUCUGAGGGAUGAUUUGGUGAGAACAGAUGUUAGAACUUGUUUGUUGAUUCUUGUCUGGCUAAUAAAUCAUUGCCAACCAUCUCCCCCGACAGAGAUCCAAGUCCUCUGAGCUCCUUCUGUCUCUGUUUCUGACUCUCUUCCUCUCACUAAGAAUCAUGUUGUGGGAGGCAAGGGGUUGAGCUGCCAUUGUGGUAGAGGGAGAGGGGUCUGGGGGUUGAGAAACAUCUAGGUAAGAGUUGCAGAUCUGGAGCCAGGAGAACCAGGGCAAGGGCCCAGACCUCUCUGCAAAGCAUAUCUUCUCUACCUGGGGUGGGUUGGGCAAGCAGGUGUUGGCCACACCACCUGGGGAGGCCAGUUAAGAAAGAAGGGCAGGGAGCAGAGCAGUUAAGGGGUGUCCCUUCUUCUCUGUGAACCCCUCUGCCACUCACAGGACUGGGGAGUGACAUGUAUUAGUAGCCUCUGUGUGUGAGCACCCCCUGCAGUGGCUCCAGGACUCGAGUCUCAUCUUCCCAGCCUCUUGGGCUUAGGCCCUUUGCCUCAAUCAGGAGCCCAUUCCUUCCCCUGUCCCUCUGGUGAUUCCUCCCCAACUUCUCAGCCCAGACCCAGCUCAGGACCAGCCUCCUGCCUCAGUGCAAAGUUCCCCACUCUGGGUCUCCAACCACCCGGAAGAAUCUGCCUUGUGUCUUAUUUUUGUCUCAGACCAGAGGCUGUGUCUGCCCCCUGGGAUUCACAGGGCUCAGCGCAAAGACCGCCCACCCCACCACCACCCCCAGGAGCUGCUCAGGCCUGGGUACUCCUGUGAUCUCAUCUUGCACUCUAUUCCUGUGAGAGUUUAGUCAAGGUCAUCAGUGCCUGUCAGGGUCCCUCUUCCUGCUAAGGGCACCCUGUACCUUCUGGGGCACAGAAAUCUUCCAGUCCCUUCCCUCAAGCCAUGUUUCCUAGGCCUGGGCACAGCCACCUCCCCAACUCACCCCCACUCCACCCCCAGCCUGGCUCCAGCGCCAGCUCCAGUGACUAGCAAAUUCCCCUCCUUUCCACUCUGGUGCUAAUCAGCUUAAUAAAAAAUAUGUUUGCUGAGUCAACAGAGUUGGGGUUCCACUUCCUUCUGUCUGUAGGUCUCAAAUCCCUCCUGAGCUAGGGGAGAGGUGAGAAGG